Molecule: messenger RNA, 1601 nt
Organism: Agrilus planipennis (emerald ash borer)
Lineage: Eukaryota; Metazoa; Arthropoda; Insecta; Coleoptera; Buprestidae
Exons: 2
Coding region: 343-1395 (350 amino acids)
Biological process (GO): chemical synaptic transmission; modulation of chemical synaptic transmission; presynaptic membrane assembly
Cellular component (GO): cell surface; postsynaptic membrane; synapse
Molecular function (GO): neurexin family protein binding; signaling receptor activity
Source: RefSeq, a predicted model, not a curated record
GCAAUAAGAGGCGCUUGAGCAAAGCCAACGGAGGACAAAUCAGCCAUGAAAUGACAUUGCAAUUUCUCGACUUAUUAGAUUCUCUCGAGCGUUUAACGCGUCUGCAAUGCCAUACAUCUGCACAAUAAGUGCUUCAUUUUCCGUUUUAUUUGCCCAUGAUUGGAACUGAUGAGUGUCUUUUACUUCCUACUCGUUCACCAACCGACACUAAACCAUCGCUUUUAAACUAUCAAAACCGAUAAACUUAAAAUUUCAUUAAUUGCUUAUUGUCCGAUAUUUAACAGGCGAUGUUUUUGUUUUCCAGACUACUUCACUAAAGAAAGUAAAGUAUAAAACGAAGGUAUGAAACCGAAGAUGAAGAAUCACUUCCGUGCUCAUCAGUUAAGUGUCUGGCUUCGCCUUAUCCCAGAAUUGCACAGGGCUGGAAUGGAGGACGUCGUAGCCAGACAUAAUUUAUUCAAGAACCACAACAAUCCUGAAAUAUAUGAGGGUUUGGUCCGUCCCGACCCUCUUUCUCGAGCGGGUUACACUGACCCCAUAACGGAAUUGUUUCGAAAGAAAGCCAACGUCAGUUUGCAAACCAUCGAAAUUCCCACAACAAUCGAUCCAAUGAUGAUGACGACAUGUGUCAGUGUAGUGUCUUCGGGAACGUUCAAUCAUCAAUCUUAUCAAAACACUUCAGCCGACACGUUAGCCAGUUUAGAAGCUGCUGGUUACGCUGCUUACAGCACCGCCUUAAGUGUCACCAUUGCUAUCGGGUGUUCCCUGCUCAUAUUAAACGUUCUCAUCUUUGCCGGUGUCUAUUAUCAGCGGGACAAAACGAGAUUAGAAGUCAAAUCACUUCAGCAACAGCAGCAACGUAAUCAAGCAAACUUUGAAGCCAUAUCGAAACAUGGUCAUUACCACAUAGGACAUUCCCAAACAGCCAACGUGAUAGUGGACGUUGAACAAGACACAUCAGCAAUGAUGCUCGCACAGCAGACUGAGGUCAGUACGUUAUCGAAAGGUCAACAGCAUCUUUGUACGGGAAACAUGCCAAUGCCCAAUUCCAUUAAAGGUUCAUCAGCAAAUCCCAGUAUUGGUAAUCAGGGAAAUUGUAUGACCCUUCCAAAAAAUGCAAGUACGUGUAACCAAAGUUAUGGGCAACCUUAUCUCACUUUACCAAAGAACGCAUCCAUGCUAAAUAAGGCAGCCAACAUUAUAGCAGAGAUGCAGCAACAAGGGUAUGUGCAGCAUCCAAACGGUAGUGCUACAAUUCCACUCAACGUUCCAAAACCUCCACCCCCACCCAAAUCAAAGAGUCCACCGGAACAUCAACCCCUUCUCUCGGCACACAACAACAAAUCGAACAUUAACCGGGUUCCUCAGGCGGCCAUGAACGAAAUGAGGGUGUGAUAAUGCGAAGGAACAUUGUUGAACUGUCUUUAUGCUCAAAACGUCCCAACGGCAUCUAUAAAUUCCGUUAAAAAAAUUGAAAGACUUCUUAAACCAAUUUGUACAUAGACCAAUGUCAAAUAUAGGUCAUUCUCAAUUUUGUGUGCUUAAGAUAAUACUUUAUCAACCAAAUCAAACUUUUAGAGCUUUAUUAACGUUGUUGUGUU